Messenger RNA from Fonsecaea erecta, 984 nucleotides. RefSeq lists its product as hypothetical. NCBI's taxonomy places the organism in Eukaryota, Fungi, Ascomycota, Eurotiomycetes, Chaetothyriales, Herpotrichiellaceae. The record is from RefSeq and is a predicted model, not a curated record. Gene Ontology annotation, molecular function: small ribosomal subunit rRNA binding. The coding region runs from base 1 to 984 and encodes 327 amino acids. Gene Ontology annotation, cellular component: small-subunit processome; nucleolus. The transcript has a single exon.
AUGCGCGCCCGCCGGAGCAAGAGAUACCGCAAAAUCAUGUCCGCCUACCAGCGGAGUUUCUCGUUCCACGAACCCUACCAAGUCCUCCUUGACUCCCAUUUCCUCAAGACCUGCUACUCCUUCCACAUGCCGCUACAGAAGUACCUCGAGAACACGCUACAUGGCCAAUGCCGACUUUUUGUCACGAGGUGUUCUCUCGCCAAAAUCCAGGCCGACUGGGACAAAGUGAAAAGCAAAGACGGCAAGACGAGAGGACCUCCGCGGCCUGAUUUCCUCCCUCCCCCCACAGAAGUCCCCAUGCGGCAUUGCAAGCACACGGACGACGAAGGCCAAGAACUAGGCGUCGUGAGCGAGGCCCGAUGUCUUCUCGAUCUACUGGCGGGACAACCCCACGGCAACCAACAUGCCAAAAACAAACAACAUUACAUCCUCGCCACGGCGGAUGCGGACGAGAAAGAGGCGCGAGCCAAGGGAUUCAUCGACGUGAAGGACCGGGCGAGAUUGAUUCCGGGAGUGCCGAUCGUGUACGUGAAACGGAGCGUGAUGAUCCUGGAGGAAAUGAGUGGUGUCAGCGAGCGCACUGUGCGAACACAGGAGAAGGAGAAGUUCGGGCAGGGAUUGAUCGGUCUGGCGUCUCGAAAGAGGAAGAGAGGAGAAGGAGAAGAGGGCAGUGAGGACGAGGACGACGAUCUGCUUGCGGAGGAGAAACAAGGCCCCAGGACCAGAGGGUUGAAGAGAGCGAAAGGGCCGAACCCGUUGAGCGUCAAGAAAAAGAAGGUCAAGGCCCCAGCAUCGAACGGAGUGGGCCAUGAUGAAGCCGCCGUAGAGGGAGAGGUUCCACGGAAGAAAUCGAAAAGAAGGGGCACAAGAGGGCAGCGAGGUGGAAAAAACAAAGCGACGGCAGACAGUCAGGUUGGAGAAGGAGAAGCCAGCCAGGCCGGUGCAACUGCUUCUGCUGGCACCUUAACAGCCGCGGAGGCUUAG